This is a messenger RNA of Aspergillus melleus, 594 nucleotides long. RefSeq lists its product as uncharacterized. The record is from RefSeq and is a predicted model, not a curated record. The coding region runs from base 1 to 594 and encodes 197 amino acids. NCBI's taxonomy places the organism in Eukaryota, Fungi, Ascomycota, Eurotiomycetes, Eurotiales, Aspergillaceae. The transcript is spliced from 2 exons.
AUGCCGUCUGAAGUGCAUGAAUCCCAUAUGACAUGGGUCAAGGACGUGAUGGGCCAAUGGCUUCAACAAGGAACUCUUACCUUUCCUGAAUAUCGACACCUCAAACUCCUUGCCUCGCCUAGGCAGAGGUUUACGCAAGGUCCUUACUCAGGUUCCAUUAAGGAGCCUGAUGCAUGCAUGCGCCCCGAUAAUCUUGUAAGGCCAACCUUUGUCGUCGAAGCAGGUUGGUCGGAACCCCGCCGGGAGUUAUUAGACGACAUGAACUUGUGGCUAGUGGGCGGUAAUGGAGAGGUAAAUGCGGUCUUGAUACUGGAUUGGCGCCGUAUCGGUACUUCCAAUCGAGUAGAAGGGGUUGCCGACCUUUACGUCCGUGACCGGCAAGGUAUGCUAAUAUGCCAGCAGCGUGAGCAGAUCUUUCCAGCACCCAACCCGCAACAGGCGGCGAACCAAGCCAUUCAUGUCACGCGUCGAGUGCUGUUCGGGCCCACAGUCUCCCAAGGAAGAAAUCCCAGAGAGGUACUCAACAUGUCGGUGGACUUUUUGAGAUCAUCUGGAAGAGAACAGAUGAGCUUAAUGGGGCUUGUCCCCGCUUGA